AUGACGUGGACGACUACCUUACCGAAUCCCUCAUCGGCUUCACCACCACAGCCCGAUCAAUCAAACACCACAAUCUCGCCGUUAAAUUCUCACUUCAUGGCGCUUUCUUGCCGUGACACACUCCGCCUUAUCUUCAACAGGCUUACCGUCGUCGAUCUGGCGCGUGCGAGCUGCGUUUGCCAAAUUUGGAACUCUGUCGCCACAGAAGACGAUCUGGUGGUAUCGGCUUUCACGGCGCCAUGGCGGAUCAAGGAACUCGUAGGGAGACCGGGUUCUGGUUCGUUCUGGAGAGAUAACGGGAUCUGGAAAUUCGCUCUCUCUCACCGGAUUUCUCGUGGUGAUAGUGUGACUAGCCUCGCCGUUAAGUACUCCGUUCAGGUUAUGGACAUAAAGCGAUUAAACAACAUGAUGAGUGACCAUGGUAUUUACUCAAGAGACAGACUACUUAUCCCGAUAAGCAAUCCGGAAAUUCUCGCAAACACCACUUGCUACAUAGAGGUAGACAAAGACGCUAAACGAGAAGUAGCCGUGCUGUACCUUGAAGGUGGACCGAAGAGAGAACAACCUGAAUCUGGUAUGAAUCAUCUGUCCACUUUAUCAGCACUUGGAAAGCGAAGGUUAAUUGAUUCUCUGAGGAGAAGCAUGCAAGUAGAUGAUGGAACCGCUCUAUACUACUUGGCCAUCGCUGAAGGAGAUCCAAGAUCCGCAUUGUCCGAGUUCUCGGCUGAUCUCAUGUGGGAGAGACAGGCUGGUCUCAAGUAA
Molecule: messenger RNA, 762 nt
Organism: Thlaspi arvense
Lineage: Eukaryota; Viridiplantae; Streptophyta; Magnoliopsida; Brassicales; Brassicaceae
Source: the annotation of a GenBank genome assembly